AUGGAAAAAUACGGCCUUACAAACAACGAGUGGUUUUCGACAAUGUUUGCCAAUCGAAAAUUCUGGGUUCCAGCCUACUUCAGGGAUUUUCCAAUGAGUUCAUUGAUUAAGACCACCUCUGUAUCCGAGUCUCAGAACAGUUUCUUCAAGAGAUACACUAAGUCUCGAUGUAAUCUAGUCGAGUUUCUUAUGCAUUACAACAAUGCAUUGGAUGCCCAAAGGAGCAAUAGCAACAGGUUUGAAUAUCAUGACUCCAACACUACCCCAAUGUUGAAAACAAAUUCUGCACUUGAGAGGCAUGCGUCAACAAUCUACAGUGACGGUGGGUUUAAGGCAAUUCAGGAAGAGAUUGAAGACGCAAUUGAUUGUUGCACCAUGGUAAAGACUUCAAUCGAGGAUGACACUGAAAUAUAUGUGAUCAAUGACAAGUUCUCUAAGGAUUGGUCCGUGUCUUAUUCCGCCACUAGAGAUUCAUAUUCUAAUUUUGUCAAGCCUGUUCAUUGUGGUUUUGUUGACGAUAUUGAAAAAGCUCUCAUUAUCGAUUUGGCAACACAAGAAUGGAGGGAUAUGCAUGGUGAUUAUUUUGAGGUUGCACAGACUAUUAAGGGAAACGUUGACCAAAUUCGUGCAUUCAGACAAAUUAUUGCUGAAGGGAAGAAAGCGAUAUUCGGUGAAGGGAUUGUAUUGUCUAUUAGUGAUAAGAGGCAGAUGAUUGAGAAUUUAUAUGGGUCUCAAGCCCCUAGCGAAAUAGAUGUCCAUCCUCCCGACGUUGUCAAAACCAAGGGUUCAGGAAGACGGCCUCUUACACGCCUUGAGCAAGCUAUGAAGAUGAAGGCAAAGUCUGGUCGUAAAUGUGCCGAAUGCGGCGAGGUUGGUAAUCAUGAUGCAAGAAAUUGCAAAAAGAUUAAGGAGAAGCAGAAGACAAAGUAA
Salvia splendens (bonfire salvia) is the source of this 930-nucleotide messenger RNA. RefSeq names its product protein FAR-RED IMPAIRED RESPONSE 1. The transcript has 3 exons. Lineage: Eukaryota; Viridiplantae; Streptophyta; Magnoliopsida; Lamiales; Lamiaceae. Bases 1 to 930 code for a protein of 309 amino acids. The record is from RefSeq and is a predicted model, not a curated record.